Molecule: messenger RNA, 4556 nt
Organism: Ylistrum balloti
Lineage: Eukaryota; Metazoa; Mollusca; Bivalvia; Pectinida; Pectinidae
Exons: 14
Coding region: 257-2350 (697 amino acids)
Biological process (GO): calcium ion import across plasma membrane
Cellular component (GO): membrane
Molecular function (GO): calcium channel activity; protein binding
Source: RefSeq, a predicted model, not a curated record
UCUAAUUACAACGUAUUUCCGUGUGUGAUUCAUUCACGUAUAAGUGCAGGCGGCCAGGGUCGAGUAAGUUUGUAUAGUAAGUAUAGUAGCUAGGCCGUCAUAAUAGGACAAACUUACCUUACAAAAAGACAUACGGGUUUAUAUAGCCCAGAGGAAAAACCGUUAUUAUCCCAAUCUGGAAUUCUUUAGAUAUACUACAUAGUCAGGGAGUCUAAACCGUCAGGGAGUGGUUGUGAGAGCAGUGAAGACGAAGAGGAUGUCUUGUCGACGACAUGGGACAACGUCGAGUACUUAUAGAAAUACAAGAUACGCACGAGAGAGCACAGCGAACAGAUAUGUCUUCCCACAUACAAGUACAUCACUAGACGACUUCGGAAACGUCGUUCUAGAGGACUCUUUCCAAAGUGAGGUAACAGAGAAAACAAACGUGUACCUGAUAGGGAAGCAGGAAGCUGAAAACGAGGUUUUUAUAGACAGAGUGAUAAUUGCAGAGGGAGAUAAGGACAAAGCUUUACUAUAUAUUGUGGAUAAGCUGCCGAAUGAAGAAAGGGUCCAGGUUCUACUGAACUGUUUGCUGAGUCGAGGCUCGGAUCCGUCCGCACACAAUGUUUCAGGAGAGACGCCAUUACACUAUGCCGUGAGGAACAAUUUCAAGGGAGUCUGCAAGAAACUUUUAGAGAAUGGUGCAUGGCCAAAUGCUAAAGAUAGCAACGGGUUAUUGCCAUUUGCUAUAGCUUUAACUAACGAUAAUGACGAAAUAGCAUCCAUGCUUAUCCUCCACAUGAAAAACAACGAGGUGCGUAUGAUGUUUACAAGUUCUGGACCAUCUCCAGCAGAAUUUAGUUUCCAUAAACUUCUUCGAUCUGGAAAAAUGGAGAAGACAGUAUUGUCCAUCCUGAAUUGUAUGAUCGAUUUAAUCGGUACCGAUGGAAAAGCUCAUGUCUACUUCCAUGUAUUGGAGAGUGAUGAAGAAGGGAGGUGUCCGAGCAAACACAAUUUUAACACAAAAGACAGGUCACCCUUUCAAAUAAUUGCAAAAAGUGGGAACAAGACAAUCGUGAAUCACGACGUGAUCAGGCUUCUAAUACGGAGAAAGUGGAAACAUUAUGCAAGAGUUCGAUUUUUAGUGAAUGCGAUUUUGUUUAUGUGUACCCUAGCCUGUUUGGCUUUCGCUGCCAUAUCCGCCGCCAAGACGGAAAAUCCACUGGUCUAUAGCGGAGAGUUAGACAUCUUCAGGGCAAUUUGUGAAGUGCUGAGUGUGAUCGCCGCAAUCAUGACCCUUUUCCAAGAAAGCCAUCAUAUUAUUAAACACAAACUCGAAUAUUUCACGGAGAAGUUUAAUUACUUAGAACUAGCAUCUGCACUGUUCCUGCUAAUCCUGGUUCCGCUUCGCUUCACAAACAAUGACAAUCAAUGGCAGAUUGGCUCCGUGGUCUUCAUGCUGUGGACUCUCCGGAUAUUCAAAUAUGCAUCCGUGUUCAGACAAACCGGAGCCUACGCCCAGAUCCUGGUGCGCGUCGUAGCGAAUGAUUUCGUGCAGUUCAUGGUAGUCUUUCUCGUAUUUCUGGUGGUGUUUAGUGGUACCCUUCUCCUCGCACUCAGAGGCAAUUCGCAGACUGCUGACAUCGCCGAAACAAGUUCUUUUUGGGCCAUCUUGUUUCUUGGUCUCCGGAUAUUGAUAGAAUCCGAGAAGAUAAUAGAAUAUACAUCCAUUGAUGCUUGGAGCUGUAUUGUCGUGGUCCUGUUCCUGUUCUGCUGUAUCGUGCUACUGUUAAACCUACUGAUCGCUCAGUUAAGUGAUACCUACCAACAUAUACAAAAUGACGCUCAAAGAGGCCUGGAGGUCAACAGAGCCUGGAUCGUGGCUAGGAUAGAGCUCAGGAGUAUGAUCUUUCAGCAGGGAUUCCGGUUGAAAUAUUACAAAAAUAAAAAAGAAGUAAAGGAUAUCAACAAAGUGCUGGAGAAAUGGGAGUCACCUCCCCUACAGGAAAUGAACAAGAAUGUACAAGGCAUAGAAGAAUGUGUUGGCGCUCAUAAACUCAACUUGCUGUCAGUGACUGCUCGACUUGCGAGACAAGAACGCACACUCAUCAGAAUGCAGGAAACACUUGAUGUUCUAUCGAAACGAUUUGUUCCUGAAUGGAAGAACAAUAAUCUAAUCAACAGCGCACGUGCCGCUGAUGAUGUCAUUACUGAUGACGCAAUUAGAGACAAUAAUGACGUACAGGUUGACAUCAUGCCACCAGAGAAUGGAGACCGCUUUCCAAUAGACAAUGGUAGAAGGAACUCAGAAAUAGGAGAGCAUACUACAGUGACAUUUUCUGUAGCAUCCGACCCAGUAUCUGUUUAGGACGUCAGUUUAUCAAUUAGGGAGGCAAUGUCCUCGUUAAAUGUGAGAACUUAUUACAUAUUUAACCAAAGAAAUCGAUGCUUCGCUUUAUCAAUGGAUUUAAACAAAUUAAUUUCGCGAUGGUAUACUUCCGGAACAAAAGUAUGACGGGCUUCGGAAGAAGUGUGAGAAGUUUUUACGUUUUAAGAAUAAUUGCUCUUGUGUGUUAGUUUUCCUUGUGAAUGUCAAGACCAUAUCAGGAUCUACCAUUCACAGAGUCUUCAUGUCUUGUCAUGUUGUAUUUAUAUCCAAAAUGAUAAUCUAAAGCCUCUCCAGACUUGCACACUAUUUCGCACUCAUUGCAAUUGAUUGUUUUUUGGUUGUUUUUUUUUUUUUCUGUUUGGGUUUUUCUUCAGUUUUUAAAGAUAUUACAUAAUAUUUAUAAAUAUAAACAAAGAGAAACCUUUCACAUAUGCUUACUUUCGAAGCACUAUAAAUAUUUAUCAUCAUCAUCAACAUCAUCAUCAUAAUCAUCAUCAUCACCAUCAUCAACAUCAUCAUCAUCAACAUCAACAUCAUCAUCAUCAUCACUAUGUAGUCAUUAUCAUUUAAUUCAUCAUCAUUUAUUAUCACGAUCUCACAACACAAAACAAGAAUGUCAUCUUAAGCUAAAAAACAUACUGACUCUAGUCAACACUCAGUAACAUUCAGGGAGUUGCUAAGGCAUCUAGUUUUAUAUACAAAAUGUUUGAUAAUGACUAAAUUUUCAUAAUCGACAGAAAUGCAAAUAAGGAGAAACAAUCCUUAAAAGAAAGGAAUCAUUCUUGUUUUCAAAUGGUAUUGAAAGUAAAUCCAAUUAAGUUUCAAACCUCUGGAGAAGUAUUUGUACUUUUUUGCAGCCCCAUGGUCUUAUUUUGCCGCUAACAUAAGAUUAGGAUUUAAAUUUAAUUUAUGGAGAAACUGUUUGUCACCAAGAUAUGGUGAGUGACUCUAACUUUAAACCAUGAUAACUUUGAGCCUUUACUUCAAAAAUCUCUAUAUAAAGUGGUAGAAACAGCUGUGAAAGCCUCUCUGUCUGAAACUGAAGAUUUCUUAAGUGAUGUUUACUAAUCUAUGACAUUGCAGAAAGUUGGCAAUAGUAUUAAAGGUUUGAAAAAAACUCAUCAAAGGAAAGAAGGGUGAAAUUGUCAGCAUUUUUAAACAUAUCAUUCAAUGUAAAAUCACCUGCUUCAAACCAAUAAGGACUGAAAACAAGUUAUUGUAAAUUGGGAUAUCUUGGUUUUACCAAAGAGGAGUUUUUUAUAAUACUUUCUUGUCUGCCAAGCCUCAUUACUUUAGAAUUGUUGAGUUGAUCCUAUGUCUUAAAGACAUCCUUCAAAAAUAAACUGCGGCAUUUGGAAACACACAAAUGUAUAUAGACUGUCCACAGUUGUACAACUUUUUAAGAUAUAUAAUUGAUUUACAGAUCAAAUUCCAUUUGUUAGAGGACCGAAGUAGUCUUCUUAUCCAGCCAAGCUUUAAGGAAUGGUUGAAAACAUAUAAGUCAAUUAAGUCCACCUUCUACAUAAUCUUGGAUAAUAAUAUCUUAUUACUCUUACGGCGAUUACCACAGAAAAUCCAAUCAUACAGAAUUUAACUGAGUGAUAUAUUUCACAAUAAUAUAUCAAAGUCUGUGUGGAUGUUUGGUAUGUGAAGAAAUGAAUUGCUUAAUCAAUUUCAUGUCUAAAAAAUAGCAAUAUUGUCAAAAUUCUAAAUGCGCAGUAUUAAUCCGUAAAAUCAACGACAUUUAAGAGCCAUACUCCGGCAAGUUCUAUUUUGAUUAAAGAGCUCAGGAGUCUUUUUCUCACUAGAUAUCAAAGUCAGUGGUACUUCAGACACACUCAUUCAAUUAGAAAUGAUAAAGGUGUUUCUUAAUACAAUCUGAUUUUUAAAUGUAUAUAUCUAAUGAAAUGUUUGAAUGCUUGCACAAUUGUAUGCUCGUGCUUAUUGAUGUAAUUAACUAUGAACUUACAUGUGAAAUUAAAAAGAUGCAUGCAAUAUCAAAUUGAAUCAACAUAAUUGUUAAGUUAGACUUGUAAUUUUAAAGCUUCUCUACAACUCAGUCUCAGUAAUAUUAGAAACACACGCCAAAAUAAUUUUGAAAAUCUUACUACAUGUAUUUUCCCCCAUACGUUAUUUUUUUUUAAAUGCACGUAAUGUUGAUAUAAUGUGUCCCUGUGAGAUUUAA